Gadus morhua (Atlantic cod) is the source of this 1795-nucleotide messenger RNA. RefSeq names its product ankyrin repeat and MYND domain containing 2a (gene ankmy2a). Gene Ontology annotation, molecular function: protein binding. Lineage: Eukaryota; Metazoa; Chordata; Actinopteri; Gadiformes; Gadidae. The record is from RefSeq and is a predicted model, not a curated record. The transcript has 10 exons. The coding region runs from base 231 to 1472 and encodes 413 amino acids.
UUUUCCUUGGUUAAUAAUAGUUGAAAUUCCAACUAUUGAAUAGUAUUGAAAGCUGUAGAAGUAGAACUGUCGUUCAUCCCUCCAAGCUGUACAUGUUGGUAUAGUCCAAAUGACAGCAACAUGAGCAAGUCCACAGCUAGCUGCCAGUCUUACUAAGGCACAUAGCAUCUAUACUAGUUAUAUAUUUACAGCUGAGUUAUUAUAGCCUAAUUUUCCUAGUUGUACGUAUCAUGUCUGCUCCAAAGAAAGGAGACCUAUCUUCCACAGAGAAGGAACUGUUUCAGGUUAUCACAGCAGGAAAUGUGCAGGAGGCGUCAAGACUUCUUGGCUGCAAGGAUGUGCGGGUCAACUGUUUGGAUGAGAAUGGCAUGACGCCUCUCAUGCAUGCAGCCUACAAGGGGAAGGCAGACAUGUGCAGGCUGCUACUUCAGCAUGGCGCAGACGUCAACUGUAAUGAACACGAGCACGGCUACACCGCACUCAUGUUCGCCGGCCUUUCAGGCAAGACGGACAUCACCUGGAUGAUGCUGGAUGCGGGCGCCGAGACUGACGUGGUGAACUCUGUCGGCCGGACGGCUGCUCAGAUGGCCGCCUUUGUCGGGCAGCACGACUGCGUGACGGUAAUCAACAACUUCUUCUCCCGGGCGGGGCUGGACUACUACACCAAACCCCAGGGUCUAGAGAAGGAGCCCAAGCUGCCGCCCAAGUUAGCUGGUCCACUGCACAAGCUUAUCAUGAGCACCAACCUCCACCCCGUUAAGAUGGUUCUGCUGGUGAAGGAGAACCCUCUGCUGGCAGAGGUGGGUGCUCUGGAGAAGUGCAGGCGGGUGAUGGAGCUGAUCUGUGAGAAGUGCAUCAAGCAGCAGGAAAUGAACGAGGUGCUGGCCAUGAAGAUGCACUUCAUCAGCUGCGUGCUGGCGAAGUGCUGCUCCUUCCUCAAGGCCGGCGAGGACAAACUGGAGGGCCUCAUCAAGAGCUUGCUGAAGGGUCGAGAGGGGGAUGGAUUCCCGGUGUUCCAGGAGAAGUUUGUGCGCGAGUGCGUCCGCAAGUUCCCCUACUCCGACGCCACGCUGCUGCAGCAGCUGGUCCGCAGCAUCGCCCCGGUCGAGAUAGGAAACGACCCUACAGCCAUCUCCGUUCUGACCCAGGCCAUCACGGGCCAGGUCGGCUUCAUGGACGCAGACUUCUGCACCACAUGUGGAGAGAAGGGGGCAGAGAAGAGGUGUUCCAUAUGCAAAACGGUGAUCUACUGCGACCAAACGUGUCAGAAGAUGCACUGGUUCACACACAAGAAGGUCUGCAAGACGUUCCAGGAGGAGAGGGAGAAGCAAGAGGAGGAGGCCGCUGUGUUGAGACAGCAGCAGAGCACCGAGGCCAUGCAGAACCUCUCAUUGGAGGGAACCCACACUGACAGUCUAUCGUCUGACCCAGCUGUACCAGCAGAAUCCUCAACCCCAACUCCUGACCAAUGAGGUCGCUCCCCUAUCGCAAACCCUGACCAACGAGAUCCCGCCCCUAUCCCAUAUCUGAACAAAUUGGGUCCCUCCCCUAGCCUAACUCCUAACCAAUAAGGUUCCUUGCCCUAUCCCAGAUCCUGACCAAUAAGAUCCCAUCUCCAUGUGGGCUCCUGAAGAUGAAGAUUGUAUUGACGAGUUCCACCAGAAACACACGGUACUCUCUGAACACGCAAAGCCAUCUGCCCAGAGGUUGGAUAACUCUGAGGAACAUGAUGGCUGCCUGUUGGAUCCUGUGACAAAUUAAGACUCAUUAAUUAUAAACUUAAAAAGUACGGAAA